AAACAUUUUUUUACGAAAUUGAAAAUUUUGUCAAACUCAAAAAAACGGCGCUUUCAAAUAGCCUAAAGAAGAAAUAAAGCUAAUUAUAAUAAAAGAUUAAAGAAAUAAAAUGGAUACUGGCGAAGAUAAAAGACCGGAGUGGGGAAAAAAGUUAUCGCAACUUGUGCCGAUACCGCAACGGGUCAUCAUGUCUAUAAUGGGAUUUCUAUCGAUAAUUAACAAUUAUACGCUACGUAGUUGUAUUUCCGUUACAAUUACACGCUUAGUUUUAGAGCGCAAGUAUUCCAAUGAAACAACAGCGAGUGGUGAUGUUUGUCCCAAACCAGAAGUAUCCGUUGAAGAAGAAAAAGUACCAGGUGGUGAAUAUGAUUGGUCACAAGAACUGCAAGGUUAUAUACUUGGCGCUUUCUAUAUCGGCUACAUAUUGGGACAUGUACCAGCUGGUUUGCUAUCCGAAAAAUAUGGCGCUAAGUGGGUGUUGGUGUGUGGCAUGUCGACAGCAACGAUCUUAACACUAUUAACACCCUUAUGCAUAACAAUACUCGGACCAUAUGCUUUAAUUGGGCUACGUACUAUAAUGGGUUUCGGCGCAGGCGCUUCAUAUCCAUCGUGUAGCUCAUUGCUAGCGCAUUGGGUACCCAUACAUGAGCGUAGUUUACUUGGCGCUUUUAUAAUGGGCGGCGGUCAAAUGGGCACCGUGCUGAGUAAUAGUAUGUCGGGUGCUUUACUGCGUUACACUACAUGGCCUUGGGUAUUUUAUACAUUUGGUGUAAUGGCCACUUUGUGGAUUCUCUUUUUCAUAAUUAUGUGUUUCAGUGAUCCCGAUUCGCAUCCCUAUAUCAGUGACAAGGAAAAGGAGUAUCUAAUGAAACAUAUUGGUCGUCUUGGACGUGAUCACAAUUUACCCCCCUUCCCUUGGGGGCCCGUAUUUAAGAGUAAAGAAAUGUGGGUGUUGCUUGCCGCACAAAUUGCGCACGACUGGGGUUUUUAUGUCAUGUCUUCAUGUUUUCCGAAAUUCCUAAAUGAUGUGUUGCAAUUGCAAAUUCUUAAAACCGGCAUAUAUUCUUCGAUACCGUUCUUGUUAUUUUGGUUAUCUUCGCUAUUGUUGGGCGCAUUAGCCGAUUGUAUAAUUAAACGUGAUGUGACACGUGCAACAUGUGUACGCAAAUGGAUGACGUUCAUUGCUGCAACACCUUCUGGGCUCUUUAUGGUUAUAGCCGUAUAUAUAGGUUGUGAGACAGUAUGGAUAAUUUUAUGUUUCACCAUCUCAAUGGCGCUCAUGGGCGGCUAUUAUGCUGGCAUAAAACUAACUGCCAACGAUAUGACCCCCAAUUAUUCGGCUACUGUUAUGGCCAUUGUAAACGGUUUGGGUGGCAUAGCUGGUGUACUUGCACCAUAUUCUGUCGGUUGGAUUACUAAAAAGACGGUCUUAUCUGAAUGGCAGCAAGUAUUUUGGUUGGCGCUUGCUAUCUUAACUGUACCAACAAUACCAUUUUGUAUAUGGGGCACAGCAGAAGUACAAGGUUGGAAUGAGCCGGCCAAGAAGGAUUAAUUGAUGCCA
Messenger RNA from Zeugodacus cucurbitae (melon fly), 1561 nucleotides. RefSeq names its product putative inorganic phosphate cotransporter. Gene Ontology annotation, molecular function: transmembrane transporter activity. Gene Ontology annotation, biological process: transmembrane transport; monoatomic anion transport. The coding region runs from base 110 to 1552 and encodes 480 amino acids. The transcript is spliced from 6 exons. Lineage: Eukaryota; Metazoa; Arthropoda; Insecta; Diptera; Tephritidae. The record is from RefSeq and is a predicted model, not a curated record.